This is a messenger RNA of Toxotes jaculatrix (banded archerfish), 3994 nucleotides long. It is a transcript of the gene egln2, whose product is annotated as egl-9 family hypoxia-inducible factor 2. The coding region runs from base 520 to 2166 and encodes 548 amino acids. The record is from RefSeq and is a predicted model, not a curated record. Gene Ontology annotation, cellular component: cytoplasm; nucleus. The transcript has 6 exons. Gene Ontology annotation, molecular function: ferrous iron binding; L-ascorbic acid binding; peptidyl-proline 4-dioxygenase activity. Lineage: Eukaryota; Metazoa; Chordata; Actinopteri; Toxotidae. Gene Ontology annotation, biological process: peptidyl-proline hydroxylation to 4-hydroxy-L-proline; cellular response to hypoxia.
ACUGGGGACACUCAUCGACACAACGGAGAGCACUUUUUUGGGGGGGUGAUUGAGGGGACCUCGUGUGGCUCCGAGCAUCUCCCUCUGUCCUUCUGCUGGGUUUAAUGUGUCAGGCCGGCGUUGGUUGGCCGUCACCCCCCCCCCCCCCCCCCCCCUGGAUAUUAUUUAUAACCGACAAGAAAAUUGGAUGGGACGCGCACACGGGCAAGACAAUCCCGGAAAUAACAUGCGUACUCUCAGCCUGUCACGUACGCUCACUGAGGAUUUGCAUUGCUGUAGGCUGCCGUAGAUAUCCUACACUGCCUCAAAAUGUUUAUAAGACGGAUACAAGUAAAUACACAGCUUGAGAGUAAUAAAUGAUUGUAGUGGGUGAAAUAAAAGCAACUAGAAGAGGACUUGGACAUGAAACUUCUUCUCUCUCUGUGGCAGAGCUCCUCUCCAUCAGAGAAAGCAGCGGCUGAGCUAGAAAAUGAAGCGAGGACGUGAGCUACGUGCGCAUCCAGCAGAUGACGAGAUGAAAUGGAGAGCUUGGGACACACGGACCUUUUAAACCCAAGCUCUUCCCGCGGACCCGUCGCUGUUUCUGCCUCGCAGGAGGGAAGGACGAGCGGCCAGCAGCCAGACAUUCACCACACGUAUCGAGCGGACAUGGGGCUCAACGGCUUCUGCGCGGCGCCGGUCGGGAGUCCUACGGCCGCGGAGUUACUCGCGGGGCUGGCCUCUCAGACCGACUCCCCUGGAAUCACAACACCGACGAAGCAGUCCAAGACCGGCGUUCCGCUCUACAACGGCGGGGUGGUGUCUCCAUCUGCCACCGUGGAGGGAAGUCACGCAGGCGUUUUGGCGCACACACCAAACGGUUACCCGGCACAAACGAAGGGGGUAGCGGGAGCAACUGGCGGCCCGAUGUACCCCCUCACCAGCAGAGCCUGUCUGGUGGAGAAUGGGGACCGGACAGCUCAUGACAAGUGCCCUAUAGCGAUGCGGAGGAUCAAUGGUGACCUGAAAGGCAGGCAGGUGCAACAACAGAAACGGAGAGGUGGAGAGAACCGGGACACGGGGUCAGAAACUGUUAAUGGACUCAUGACAGGGUCACUGGGGUUAGGAAGUUCUGUGGAUCCUGCUUUUGCUUCGGGAGACACAGACUUAAAGCGAAGGAGGUUGGCAGAGGGAAGUGCUGCCCACAAAUCUUCAGAGGUCUCCAGGGUGGCCAGAGCAGUUGCCCCCCUCACGGUCACUGUCAACUGCAGCAACAGUUCCCAGAGCAACCAAAUGGCCAUCAGUCAUGUGCACUGUGUCACACCCCAGUCUCCCUUCACCCCUCCAGCCCCUCACACUGUCCAGCACAACGGACACAAGGUGGCCUCCUCAGGCCUGCCAGCUGCACCCAGCCAGACCUCCCCUGUGGAGGCUAACAGCAUCCCGAACCCACCACCCCCUGCAGGGGCUGGCUGGUCAGCAGAGCGCAUAGCGCUGCAAUAUAUUGUCCCCUGCAUGAAAUACUAUGGCAUCUGUGUGAAGGACAACUUCCUGGGCCCUCAGCUGGGUGACAGGGUCCUGGAGGAGGUGGAGGUCCUAAACCGCAGUGGGAAGUUUCGGGGUGGGCAGCUAGUGAGCCAGAAGAGCAUUCCCUCCCGGAGCAUCCGGGGCGACCAGAUAGCCUGGGUGGAGGGACGCGAGCCCGGGUGCGAGAGCAUCGGGGCGCUGAUGGCUCACAUCGAUGAGGCCGUCAUGUACAGCGCUGCCAAUGGACAGCUGGGGGACUGUGUCAUCAAUGGACGCACUAAGGCCAUGGUUGCCUGUUACCCAGGUAACGGAGCAGGGUAUGUCCGCCAUGUUGACAACCCUAACGGUGAUGGACGCUGCAUCACUUGUAUCUACUAUCUUAACAAGAACUGGGAUGUGAAGAAACAAGGAGGGUUGUUGCAGAUUUACCCAGAAGGCAAAAAUGUUGUAGCCAACAUCGAACCUCUGUUUGACCGGCUGCUCAUCUUCUGGUCUGACCGCAGGAACCCACAUGAAGUGAAGCCAGCCUACUCCACUCGCUAUGCCAUCACAGUCUGGUACUUUGAUGCCAAAGAGAGAGCAGAGGCUAAAGAGAAAUACAGAUUGGCAACAGGACAGAAAGGUGUUCAAGUGCCUGUCACUCAAAACAGCAAGACAUAAAUCUCAUCUAAUCACUGGAGAGCACUCUGAAAUAUUAUGUGCCUUCCUGAACUGCUAAUGGACCUCGUGAUCAUAAAGGGAGACACUGUUAAACUGUCAGUCAUCUCUGCAGCGCCAUGCCACUCUUACAUUGCCAGCUGUCAGAUUCGCGUCACAGGCUGUGAUGUAAUGUUUUCCUGCCAUGGGACUGGGCAGCUGAUCAAAGAUGUGGCAGAUAUAGAGCACAAUGGGCUGGAUUGUAUGGGAAAGGUGAGAUCAGAAUUACAUGUCAUGGCGAAAGAAGAUGAAAAUAACUUCGACAGUCUCACUGAAUCAUCUAUGAAGACAACUAACUGAAAAUAAAACAGACUCCUUAAUUUUAUUUUGUUGCAGUUUUACCUGUUCAGUUAUCAGAGUGAUGUCGUGAUGUAUUGAGAAAUCAUUGUUUUACUCCACCCUGGUGUCAUUUUCAAUUCAACCACAAGAAGCGUAAAUGAUCCAUCCGUGGACAGACAGUGGGGAAAACGGGUGCAAGGAGUAGAAAUCAAUUUGUGUUGUCUCUGAAAUUCCUUAUUUCCCCUGGGCUGUGAUAUGGUCCCCUUGUCUCAUGAUGUGGGCAAGUGUGUGUUGUGUGUGUGUGUGGUCAGUGUAAAGACAGAGACUCAGAAAAGAAAUUGCUCAUAAGGCAUCAAGUGAUUCUCGGCCAUGAUAUAGUGGAAAGUGGCACUCAUUCAAGUCAGUCCUGGCUCAAGCACUAACCCUGAAAAUACAGGGCUGUACUCACAAUUUAUAAUCAGUGCAUGAGGACAACUCUACACUGUAGUUUUACUCUGUAUAGCACACUAAGUAUAGUUCAAGUAUUAUUCUAGGACUUUAUUAUAUCUGUUCAAGAAUAAAAAAAAGUCUUUUGCAGGAGCCUCUAAAUGUUAGUGCCACGAAAACCCAGAGAAUCCAGCAUGAAUGUUUCUUUUCUUUCUUUCUUUCUUUUUUUUUAAGUUGUUAUAAUGUGCAUAGCAGAUUUUCAAGACUGAACCUAGAGUACACAAAGCUUUUCUGCAUACUUUCUGUUUGACUGAAACACACGGCUCACACUUGAGACAAGAGGCAAGCUGUCCAGAGACAGGGGUCAAAACAGGUUUUGAUGAGCGCGUUUUGUGUGCUGGCAUGUGUGUGUGUUUGUGUGUGUGUGUGUGUGUGUGUGUAUGCUCAUAUGCCUGUAUGCAGAUUCAGCUUGACUCUUACCUGCUCUCAACAUGAUGGAAACAGUAUCUAUCAGCAAUGUGGGCGCUGUCGGAAAAAAAAAACUGCCCAGAAAGACACAUGCAAACACAGAAAAGAUGGAUAACACCAGAUAAUAAUAAUAAUGAUUUUAAAAAAAGAAUAAAAAUGACAAAGUUAUACUAAACAGUACUUAGCAGAAAGAUAAUCUCAAUCAACCUGUGCACUUAAGACCAUUUACAGUAUAAAGCACAGAGUUAAGCAUACACUGUAUGUGAACUGCAGGAUCAAAAUAUUGCCUGCUCAUGUGUGGGAUUGAGUAUAUGUGUGUAAAUGUGUACUUGGACAUGUAUGUGACAAAUUCCACUGUCUUGAAGAGACAGUUGAUGUUAGAUUGGUUAAAGAGAAGGUUAUUUUAAAAAGCACUUUAUUGUUUGUAAUGCCAUGCGUGAAUGAUAGAAAAAGAUAGAACUAAAAUGUAGAUUAAUGCCUUUAUGCUGUGGAUAAUAUGGUCAUUCAAAUGCAAUAGAAACUAAAACAAUGAGAACAAAUGGAAAUUGUUUGCCUAUUUUCUUUUUCUUUUUUUAAAUUUGGAGUAUUUAAUUAAAACCUGUCUGUUUUUGUAAACAAA